CUGUGAAAUAUUGUCAGUGAUCGGACAAGGAUUUUACCUUGUCUUGCCUUCUCGUAUAUUCCCAUCCUCAAAUCUCUAUCACCUUAGACUUGCGCGGCCAGUUACUCAUAUGAAAACUAACUACAAUAUAUAUACGUAAGACGCCAGAAGGAACACACAUCUAAUCUACCCCCUGUUAUUACCGUUGUAGUUAAAAUCAAAGCGAUGGUGACCCCACCUUUCAGCCUCAACGUGCCGAUCCAUGCACCGGCGCCGCGGUCCACCCAAAUCCACUUAGUUGAUUGCAUCAUGCAAGAAAUCGCGGUAACACAACAUACAGUUCUAAAUGUAACCUCUUGUGUCACUUCCUCACGGUCAAUAAAAUGCUAUCAAGUGCGUUGCGUCGCCAAGUAAUUGUGAAGUAUGGAUGGAGGGGUUUCGCUACGAGUGCUGUGAGGGAGGCUGAUUUUACCCAUGCGGUCAUUGGUGGAGGUGCUGUCGGGUUAGCUAUUGCGAGACAAUUGGCCGCUCGAGAAGGAACGAGCACUCUUCUCAUUGAGAGAAAUGGUGGGGUGGGCCAAGAAACCAGUUCGAGGAACUCAGAAGUCAUCCAUGCUGGGUUAUACUAUGGAGCCGAUUCCAUCAAGACAAAGCUCUGUAUACAGGGCCGUCAACUCCUCUACGCCCUCUGCCAGAAAUACUCCAUCCCCCACCGUAACAUGGGGAAAUGGAUCGUGGCUCAAACGCACCAACAAUGGGAAGAACUCGUCAAGGUACACAAAUUCACCAGGUCCAUCGAAGGCGUUCCCACGGAAUUCGUCUCUUUAGAACGAGCCGCAAGAGAAGAACCAUUCGUCCAAGCCAAAACUGGCAUCUUGGAAAGUCCUACGACGGGAAUUUUAGAUUCACACUCAUACAUGCAAUUCCUGCUCGGGGAUUUCGAAGACAAAGGCGGAGACGUAGCAUUGAAUAGUCCUGUCACCCGAAUUGAUCACCUCGGUGAGAAAGGGAGCCGAGGAUGGGAAGUAACAACCAAAGACAAAAGCACCGGAGAAGAAACAACCUUCACCGCUGAAGUCAUCAUCAACUCCGCCGGCCUAGGAGCUUGCGAUAUCAACAACAUGAUCCUACCCUCCAGCAGACACCAAACACAAUACUACGCCAAAGGAAACUACUUCUCCUACUCCGCCUCCUCGCCCAGCACAACGCAUCUCAUCUACCCGGCCCCCGAACCCGGCGCAGGCGGCCUGGGAACCCACCUCACGCUCGAUAUCAGCGGCAGGAUCAGAUUCGGCCCUGAUGUCGAAUGGGUCGACUGCCCCACCGACUUAGCAGUCAAUGAUGCCAGACUGCCCGAGGCUAUAGCAGCUAUCAAGAAAUACCUCCCCGGCAUCAAGGAAGAGAGUAUCGUCCCCGAUUACGCGGGGAUCAGACCGAAGUUGGGGAAGAAUAGCGCGGUCGCGAGCGGGAAGGGGUUUGCGGAUUUUGUGAUUCGGAAGGAGGAUGGGUACGAGGGGGUUGUGAAUUUGCUGGGCAUUGAGAGUCCUGGGUUGACGAGCAGUUUGGCGAUUGGGGAGAUGGUGGAGAGGUUGUUGUAUGGGUGAUUGAUGGUGGGUUGGGCUGGUGGGUGUUGAGAUGAUGUAGAUAUAGGAGCAUGAAAGUGGUACCUGGGUAUUUAUGUUUAAAGUUAAAGUCUAGACUUAAGAAGCGUAGCAGGCAAUAGACAUUUUCUAAAAG
Messenger RNA from Mollisia scopiformis, 1716 nucleotides. Its product is annotated as mitochondrial putative L-2-hydroxyglutarate dehydrogenase. The transcript has 3 exons. Bases 363 to 1583 code for a protein of 406 amino acids. NCBI's taxonomy places the organism in Eukaryota, Fungi, Ascomycota, Leotiomycetes, Helotiales, Mollisiaceae. Gene Ontology annotation, molecular function: (S)-2-hydroxyglutarate dehydrogenase activity; (S)-2-hydroxy-acid oxidase activity. Gene Ontology annotation, cellular component: mitochondrion. The record is from RefSeq and is a predicted model, not a curated record.